AUUGUAACUGAAAGUUUAUUUAUUUGUUUAUUUGUUUGCGAGUUUAUUGAUAUUAGACGUGUAUUUCAAAGACAUUCAAUUUCUAGGUACCUACAACAUCUACUAAGGAUGUCACAUAGAACAGGCGAGAAUAGAACUAUUUUAAAAGCCAGGCGCUUCAACAAAUUCCAGUCAACCUCUGCAGCAAUUGCAAAUUAUGUACCUGAUAAUUUAAUUAAUACCACUACUACCACUAGUGAGAUAUUAGGAAAGCAUGGACUCAAAAGGAAUCGGGAUGAAGUCAAUGUAUCAAUCCCAAAAAAAAUGUGCAAUGGUCUCCAGGUAUCAUUAGGUACAGCAAGAAAUUUGGCAAACAACAGACUACAAAGGUUGAAAGGCAGUUUAAAAGCAGAUCUAGAACAAAAGAUUAACUCAGGAACAGAAACUGGUGAAACUGUGAUGACAUCAUCAAAUGGUUCCACAGUAGGACAUUUGGAAACCUUCUCAAAUUAUAAUGAACCAUCCAAAUCUCAAACUCCAGUAUAUGCAGAGGGAUACUCAAUUCCUGAAACCAGUUCCAACAUAAGACUUCAAAACUUGGAUAAGUGGACUACUCCUCCACCUGCCAAGACUAGAAAUACACUUGUAGAAAAUAGUUUCAUUUCUGUAAGAGAAACAAAUGAAUAUGCAGUGAAUUCUUCAAAUAGUCAUACAAAAGCUUUUCAAAAUUUCAAUGAACCCUACAAUUCUGAAAGAUCUUUAAUUAAAGAUAGUCACUCUACAAGUCUAACCAGUCCAAAGAAUAUAUAUAAAAAUUUAGAUAAAUGGGCUAAUUCAUCAAAUAAUUACCAAGAAAAAAAUUUUGCAAAUCAAAGAUUGAACAGACUAAAGAGGGUUGUUAAUGAUCUGAAAUCUAAUGUAGAAUUGGUAUCUAACAAUAAUAAUUGUGGAAUUCAAGAAUCACCACUCAAAUCACAAGUAAACAAUGAUGGAACAAUGAUUCAUCUGAAUAAGGAGCACCAUGGUUCAUUACACAAUAGAGUUUCUGGUUUGAAAAGGAAUGCAGAUUACAGUGAAAGUGAAGUGGCAUGUUCCCCUAUAAAGAAGUCUUCCCCUCUUGAUACUCUUUCCUGUUUAGCUACUAAUAACAAGUGGACAGAAGAUUCAUCUAGAUUGAAAGCUUGUUCUUCAGAAGCAUAUAACUUACUCUCUCCAAAUAUUAAUAAUAAAAAGGGAAAUAAUAAUUUCUCCUCACCUGAGAGAUCUGGAUUAAACACUCUGAAAGCCACCAAUGUUUCUAAUAGAAUUAUGAAAAUCAAGAAGAAUAUGGAAACUAUUAACACCACUUUGUAUCAUGAUCAAUCACCUGUUAUGAAUUAUGACCAGAAGGUAUGUUAUAAUACUCCAAGGAAUUGUGGAAAAUUAAAAUCUUCUGAAAAUUUAAAACAUGAUAAAAAUGGAAGAUCUGGUCAUGAUUGUUUUAAGAAAUCUAUCAAUGAUUCUCAAGGUAGCCAUCAUGAUAAUAUAAAGGAGAAGGCAAGAAACUUCCAAUUCAACACCACUACCAACAAAAUAUAUGAAUGUAGUGGCAGUAAAAGUAAUACUAAUAGUGAUAAUUUUGCAAAAUCUACUAAUGAAUCUCAAAUAAUCAAUUCAAAUAGAAAUACACAGUGCAAUAUUUCACAGCAAACAGGCAUUCUGGAUGACUUGACCUUGGAUCACUUUUUGGAAUCCUCCAAACAUCAAGAUUCUGCCUCUCCUUGCAAGACUUCCUCAGAAGCAAAUAAUUUUGAUAAUUACAAAGGAAAGUGGAAAAUGACUGCAACAUGGGUAUGGAAUCAUCAGAAUAUGAAUGGUACUCCAGAUCAACCAGAAAGUGUAGUUGUUUCUGAGAUAGUUGCAGAGCCGAUUUCUAAAAGGGAAGAUCACAUUGAUGACACAGAGGAAAUGGAAUGGACAAAUGCUGAGCCAGAUAGUGACCAAAUAGAGACACAGACAGAGAUAGAAAUAAGGAAUUCUGCAGAUGAAGAAGCAAAAAACCUACCAAAACAAAAAUCAAAGGAAUUAUGUAUCAUUGUAGAUACAAAUGUAUUUAUUUCUGGGCUAUCCAGAAUUAAAGAUAUUAUGAAUUUGAAAAUUACAGAACCAACCUCACUUAUUAUAUAUGUUCCUUGGAUGGUGAUCACUGAAUUAGAUUAUAUGAAGCAUUCUUGUUCGGAUGAUAAACUCAAACAAAAAGUAACCAGUGCCAUUAAAUUUAUUAACACAGCAUUAGAAAAUAAAAAUCCUAGGUUUUUAGGUCAAACAAUACAUGAUAUGGAGCAACAAAAGUCAAUAGGUAUUAGCCCAGAUGACAAAAUUGUGUCUUGCUGUCUGCAAGCAAAUCAAAAAUAUGAAACUGUGAUAUUACUCUCAAAUGAUUUGAACCUUCGAAGUAAAGCGAUGAUCAACAACAUAUCUGCCACUUCCGCCAAUGAAAUAAUAAUGAAAAUCCUAUCGAAAACGACAAAAACCGCCAAGUCACAAAAAAUCAUGCAGAAAAUGAGCAUGUUAUGCUCGUCUGUUAUUUGCGAUUGCGCCAAAGACACCUACGGAGACGUCUGGUCAAAAAUGGAUCUCCUUUCAAGUCCCCCAUGGUCAUUGAAAGAGUGCCUGAAGAGGUUUCGGAAGUACUGGCCUACUGUAUUUCAAGACAAGGUGAUGAAGCAGUUUACCAUGGUCGUUGACCAAUUGUUGGCAAUCUUUCAUAAGAACAGAUAUUUUGCUGAUGACUCCGAGGAUUAUGUGAAAUUCAUGAAACUUUGUAUAAAUUUAUGCAUUUUUUUGAAAGACAUCCAACAAUGUAGGGGCUCGGUGGAGAAUACACUGAGAGACAUAACAAAAAUAUGAUGAAUAAUUUAUUGUUACUUAUUUUCAAAAAACAGUUAUUUUUUCGUUUUAGAACUGAUGUCACGUUUG
Molecule: messenger RNA, 2937 nt
Organism: Phaedon cochleariae (mustard beetle)
Lineage: Eukaryota; Metazoa; Arthropoda; Insecta; Coleoptera; Chrysomelidae
Source: the annotation of a GenBank genome assembly